Molecule: messenger RNA, 1263 nt
Organism: Candida albicans SC5314
Lineage: Eukaryota; Fungi; Ascomycota; Pichiomycetes; Serinales; Debaryomycetaceae
Gene: DIE2
Product: dolichyl-P-Glc:Glc(2)Man(9)GlcNAc(2)-PP-dolichol alpha-1,2- glucosyltransferase
Exons: 1
Coding region: 1-1263 (420 amino acids)
Biological process (GO): protein N-linked glycosylation; dolichol-linked oligosaccharide biosynthetic process
Cellular component (GO): endoplasmic reticulum
Molecular function (GO): dolichyl pyrophosphate Glc2Man9GlcNAc2 alpha-1,2-glucosyltransferase activity
Source: RefSeq, a predicted model, not a curated record
AUGUUCAAUAAUAUUACUCAUCAUUUGACUCAACCUUAUAUUGAUGAAAUAUUUCAUUUACGUCAAUGUCAAACAUAUUGUCAAUAUAAUUUCCAUCAUUGGGAUAAUAAAAUCACUACACCACCAGGAUUAUAUAUAUUAGGAUUUAUUUAUUCUGAAGGUAUUAAAAUUUUAACUCGUAGUAGUAGUACUGGUGGUGGUGGUGGUGGUGGUCAUUUAACUUGUUUCAAUGAUAAUGUAUUACGAUCAAUUAAUUUAAUUGGUGGAGUUGUUAUAUUGCCUAGAAUAUUACAACAAUUCCAUAAUGGGUGGUCAAAGAACUCAAAGAAUCAAUUUUUUUGGAGUAUUAAUAUAAUUUCACAACCAUUAUUGUUUACUUAUUAUUUCUUGUUUUAUACUGAUGUUUCGUCAACUAUUUUAAUUAUAUUAUCAUUAGGUUUGAUUAAUUAUAAACUUUUACAAUAUCCUAUGUUAAGUGCAUUAGUGGGGUUUAUGAGUUUAUGGUUUAGACAAACAAAUAUUAUUUGGAUAGCAUUUAUUGCUAGUAUAUUCAUAGAUCGACAAAUUAAAAUUAAAACUGGUGUCAUUGAUAGAAUUCGACAAUUUAUAAUGAAAUCAUUGACAAAUUGGAAUAAACUAUUAGGGUAUAUUGUUAAUAUUAUUUUAUUUGUGAUUUUUUUGAAAUUAAAUGGUGGUAUUACAUUAGGUGAUAAUGAUAAUCAUCAAAUUGAAUUACAUAUUGUUCAAGUAUUUUAUUGUUUUACAUUCAUAACUUUUUUCACUAUACCUAAUUGGUUAAAUAAAUCCACCAUCAAAAAAUAUUAUAAUUUCAUUAUUAAUCAUAUAAUUUUGAAUUUAGUCAUAGGAUUAAUCAUUUGGUAUAUUAUGGAAAAUUUCACUAUUGUUCAUCCAUUCCUUUUGGCAGAUAAUCGUCAUUAUGCAUUUUAUAUUUAUAAAAGAUUAUUAAGUCAAUCAUAUUUAAAGCCAUUGAUAUUGAUGGCAUAUCAUUUUUCAAGUUUCCAAAUCAUAUCAUCGUUAAUUAAAGGUGGUCAAUUAUCAUUCAUUGGCAUAUUUAGUUAUUUAAUAGCUGUUGGUUUGACAUUGAUUCCAUCACCAUUAUUUGAACCUCGUUAUUAUAUUACCCCCUUGAUUAUAUUCAAUUUAUAUAUAAAUCAUCCUCAUAAUUUAUUAGAAUUCAUUUGGUUAAACAGUAUUAAUUUAAUCACAUCAUAUAUUUUCUUACAUAAGGGGAUCAUUUGGUAG